Molecule: messenger RNA, 3100 nt
Organism: Lagopus muta (rock ptarmigan)
Lineage: Eukaryota; Metazoa; Chordata; Aves; Galliformes; Phasianidae
Gene: EXD2
Product: exonuclease 3'-5' domain containing 2
Exons: 10
Coding region: 586-2451 (621 amino acids)
Biological process (GO): nucleobase-containing compound metabolic process
Cellular component (GO): cytoplasm; nucleus
Molecular function (GO): nucleic acid binding; 3'-5' exonuclease activity
Source: RefSeq, a predicted model, not a curated record
GUUAUGGUUAUGAUGAUUUUUCUUUAGCCAGCCAUGGCAGAGAGGUGUUAGACACUCCGCCGCUUCCUGAUCCCGCUGGCUCCUCCCCACUCCCCUCAGCAGCUGAUCCUCAGCUGCAACCCGCGCCUCCCCGCCGCCGGCCCGGCUCUAACGUCGCGCCGCCGUUUUUAACUCCGUAGCGGCGCGGGGGGGCGCCGAGAAACUCGCAGCUCUCGGGAUCCGCGGCCGCUCUCCGUGCGAGGCUCCCCACCGCCAACGGGCAGGUGCCACUGCGGGUGGGCGCCGCUCCGAGUCGCUCAUCGCGGCGCUCCCCUGUCCUCUUUUCGAGUCCCACUCCCCACCGCGUCGCUUCUGGAAGCCGGCCCGGCCGGAGGAGGCGAUGAGCGGUCCGUUCCCCCCACACCCGCUCCGUGCUGCUGGCCCGAGGGGGAAACCGAGGCACGGCCGAGUAGGAGCUGGAGGGGUGUGAGGGACUGCGUCUUCCACGUUUAAGUCCUGAUACUGUGUGGGGGCAACAGGAGCAUCAUCUGGCCAUGAUAAAAGCUGACCGUGCCGCUCCGAGAGGGUGAAGCGCAGGGUUACAUAAUGCCCAGGCAGGCGGCCGUGCCCGUGGCUCUGGCGGCCUUGCUGGGUAUCGCCGCGGGGGGGCUGGUUCUGUGGAAGGCCGCCCAGCGCCGGAGUGGCAGAGCGCGCUGCGGGCGCCUGCGGGAGGAGGCGGCGGGGGAGCGGCCGGAGGAGAAAGAAAGCGAGGCGGGGGGCAGAGAAGCGCUGCCCCUGUUCGCGUCCCCCACCCUUUCCUGGGUGGAAAGGAGCCUCGGCGCAGAUAUAGUGAUCGUGUCGGAGCGGCAGGAGUGGGACCAGGUGGAGCCUUUGCUGAAGAAGGAGCUGGAGAAGUGGCCGGUGCUUGGAAUGGACUGCGAGUGGGUAUCUGUGGAGGGAAAAGCAAAUCCCGUAUCCCUCCUACAGAUGGCUUCUUCCAGUGGCCUUUGCAUUCUUGUUCGGUUGCCCAGGCUUGUUGCCAGUGGACAGCCUAUCCCAAAGACCCUCCUGGACAUCAUGGCAGAUGAUGCUGUGUUGAAAGUAGGAGUAGGAUGCUGGGAAGACGCCUGCAAGUUACUUCAGGAUUAUAGUCUUCCAGUCAAAGGGAGUGUGGAUCUCCGGUAUUUAGCCAUGAGGCAGCGGAAGGAUCUACUUCACAACUGCCUUAGCCUUAAGUCUUUAGCUGAAAAAGUCCUGAACUGCCCGCUUGACAAGUCUCCUCAUAUGCGUUGCAGCAACUGGGAGGCAGAAGAACUGACACAAGAUCAGGUUCUCUAUGCUGCUAGAGAUGCCCAGGUCUCGGUGGCUCUGUUCCUCCAUUUGCUGGGAUUUGCCUGUCUCCCUGCUACAUCUAAAGGUGAAAACUCUGUUUCCAUUUGGGAAAAAGUAUUGAGUAAAUGCCAAGGCUUGGUGGAUAUCCCAUUUAAAGGAAGAAAAAGUGGCAGCACAGGAGAGGACAAGAGUGGAGAGGCACGUUCUCCUCAGAAAGGAAAGAAUCGGAAAUCUUUGGUGAAUGUCCAUUCCUCUGGCAGUCAGCAAGUGAGAGAUCCUCGGAGGCAAAAGCGAAAGCCUCUGGGUGUGGGAUAUUCUGCAAGAAAAUCUCCACUGUAUGACAACUGCUUUCUGCAUGCACCAGAUGGACAGCCCUUGUGCACUUGUGAUCGCAAGAAAGCUCAGUGGUAUCUGGACAAGGGGAUUGGAGAUCUAGUUAGCAAAGACCCAUUUGUUGUGAAGCUGCGGUUUGAGCCUUCAGGACGUCCUGAGUCUGAAGUUGAUUAUUAUCUGAUGGUUAAAGAAAACCUGUGUGUUGUAUGUGGCAAACGGGAGUCCUAUAUUCGAAAGAACAUUGUUCCUCACGAGUAUCGAAGGCACUUCCCCAUUCAGAUGAAGGACCACAACUCCCAUGACGUGCUCCUACUCUGCACCUCCUGCCAUGCCAUCUCCAAUUACUAUGACAACCAUCUCAAGCAGCAGCUGGCUGAGGAGUUUGGUGCUCCUAUUGGCUCUGAAGAAGGAGUGCGUCUGCUGGAGGACCCUCUGCGCAGGCAGGUGCGCUCCGGGGCCCGAGCUCUGCUGAAUGCAGACAGCCUGCCAGACCCUCGAAAGGCAGAACUCCUACAAGGCAUCAAGGACUUCUUUAACGUAGAAGCUGUGACCCCAGAGAUGCUGCAGGAAGCAGCUGGUCUAGAAACCAGGAUCUGCAAUGAGAGCUACAUGCCACAUGGACUGAAGGUGGUACAGUGUUGUGCUAAAGGAGGCCUGCGCUCCCUCAUGCAGUUGGAGAGACGCUGGCGGCAGCAUUUCUUGGACAGCAUGCAGCCCAAACAUCUCCCAGAGCAGUGGUCAGUGGACCACAACCACACGAAGCUGAUCCGAAAGUAUGGGGAGGAUCUUCAGGUCGAGCUGUCAUGAAACUAACUUCCUGGACUUGUGAUAGUGUCUAAUAGAUGUAUGUAACUGAAAGUGGAAAGACUAUUUUCAUUUCUGUUUCUCCACUAACAUCAGAGCCUGGCUUUGUGAACAGGCAGCAGUGAGUUGACAUUUUACAAAGAGUUAAUCUGCUGACUUGAAUUUUAUCGGGUGGUUAGGAAUUUUUAAUCCCAGGCUGUCACUGGAUAGUUCAGUGCAGGAAUUAUACGCCAAGGGAAUUUUUCUGUUCUAAUUGAUUACUGGGAGUUAUUUUCUAUUCCUGAGAUGUCUGGUGCCUCCAGACCCUCUCUUUUAACAUAGAGCACAAUAUGUGAACAUUUCCAGGUUUUCAAGAGAUAGAUGUGCACCUUGGCUGCACCACCAGCAUCUCCUGAUAAUAAAUCUUUCUUUGCUUUCAGUGCAGUUGUACUCAAGUGAGUUCUUCCUGGAGAAGAUGCCCCACUAGAGAGAGAUUCCUUGUUUGGAAAUAGCAAAGAAAUCUUACUGUUUCGUUUUGUUUGUUUCAGAUUCUGCAAAGUCUUUGCAGCACUGCAAUAGGCCUCAAUGAGUAUCUUGUUGCCUGAGGAGAAGUGAUACUGUUUGAUUCUGGCAGCGUGGAAGCAUCUAUGUUGAGUCUUUUUUUUUUUUUUUU